Molecule: messenger RNA, 621 nt
Organism: Aspergillus steynii IBT 23096
Lineage: Eukaryota; Fungi; Ascomycota; Eurotiomycetes; Eurotiales; Aspergillaceae
Product: acyl-CoA thioesterase
Exons: 2
Coding region: 1-621 (206 amino acids)
Molecular function (GO): fatty acyl-CoA hydrolase activity
Source: RefSeq, a predicted model, not a curated record
AUGCCUCAAUUCAAAACUGCCCUCGAGGCAUCUUCGUAUUUUCACCCGAAUCAAUGUGAAGCCUUCCAUCAACAGGUCCAAGAAACAAUCCGAAAGAUGCUCGAACAGGGAUAUGAGUAUCCCACUCUUACUCAGUACAGCGUUGCCUGGGCCGAAGAUCAAGAUCCCUUUGGGCAUGUCAUGUGGCAAGCCUACGGUCACAUCUGCGCGCAGUGCUUCAAUCGCGUCGUGGAGUCCUUUCAAGAGCAUCUUGGGGAUAAAUUCCAGGACUUCAUGACCGCUCGCGGGAUUAGUGCCAUGAGCACGAGAAUCACGAUGGAUGUGAAAAGGGUGGUGAAGUAUCCUGAUUUGCUUAUUACUGGGGCUCGCAUCUCAGAGGUCCAUCCGGAUCGUUUCCUCUGGCGUUUCUCGGUGUGGUCAACGAAGCAGAGAGCUGCUGUGGCCGAAGCAGAAGGAUGGACGGUUUUCUUCGAUCAUCGGACGGGGAAAAAGGCUGAUUUGCCACGUGAGGGGGGAGUUUAUGCCAACUUGCAUGCGGCAUUGGUAAGACGUGCGGAGGAAUCCACGCAGGUCAGAAGGAAAUGGGAAGAAAACCGGAAAAGCAGAAGGGCGAAUCUUUGA